AUCCGGCGCAGACCACGCUCGGUGCCGGGUGUGUCAGGGUGUUCUCUCUUGCCAGCGCCGGGAUGGCGGUGUACCACGACGAGGUGGAGAUCGAGGACUUCGAGUACGACGAGGACACGGAAACGUAUUAUUACCCCUGUCCCUGUGGAGAUAGAUUCGCCAUCACCAAGGAAGACCUGGAAGAUGGAGAAGAAGUUGCGACUUGCCCGAGCUGUUCAUUACUUGUGAGAGUAAUCUAUGACAAGGAUGAGUUUAUGAAAGGAGAGGUAGUCCCUGAACCUGCGUCCAGCACAACCGAGCUCCUAAAGUGCUGACUCCUAUCUGUUUCUACCGGACACCAGACCACAGCUUCUGAAGGGGUCCAGCUUUUACUGAAGGCGUGGGUGCUUAUUUUUUUUUAUUUUUAACAAACCCAGAACUUUAAGUCACUUAUGUGCAUUGGACUUAUUGAAAUGCUCAGAGGCAUGAGACUGGCCUGAAGACCGGUACACUGCAUGAGGACCUUAUCUGAGGUUUCAUCUGCUUGGUUUGGAUUUCCAUAUAUACUGACAUUACAAACCGCGAAGAUAUUAAAUGCAACCUGUUUAUAUUUAUUUUAAUAAAAAUAUAUUUUUAUGGUA
Molecule: messenger RNA, 620 nt
Organism: Bufo gargarizans (Asiatic toad)
Lineage: Eukaryota; Metazoa; Chordata; Amphibia; Anura; Bufonidae
Gene: DPH3
Product: diphthamide biosynthesis 3
Exons: 3
Coding region: 63-314 (83 amino acids)
Biological process (GO): protein histidyl modification to diphthamide
Molecular function (GO): metal ion binding
Source: RefSeq, a predicted model, not a curated record